AUGGCCUUUGCAAGAUCCAUGUGGCUGAACUGUGUAUGGAGAGCGACGGCAGUCCACCUGUUACACAUGGGAUUGAAUGCCACUUUUGCUUUGUGUGUACUUGGAUUUUUGCUUCACGCUGCAGCUGUGUCCUCCCAAAAAUUGGAUGAUACCAACCCAGUGGUGACCACCAACUUUGGCAAGAUAAGAGGGAUUAAGAAGGAACUUAAUAAUGAGAUUCUGGGGCCCGUUAUUCAGUUUCUCGGGGUUCCAUAUGCUGCCCCUCCAACAGGGGAGCGCCGCUUCCAGCCUCCUGAGCCUCCAUCUCCCUGGGCAGAUAUCAAAAAUACCACUCAGUUUGCUCCAGUGUGCCCCCAGAACAUUAUAGAAGGCAGGUUGCCUGAAGUCAUGCUUCCUGUGUGGUUUACUAAUAACUUGGAUGUAGUUUCCACCUAUGUACAAGAUCAGAACGAAGACUGCCUCUAUUUAAAUAUCUAUGUCCCAACCGAGGAUGUCAAAAGAAUAUCCAAGGAAUGUGCCAGAAAACCCGGCAAGAAAAUUUGUAGAAAAGGAGGUCCCCUUACAAAGAAACAGACAGAUGAUUUAGGUGAUAAUGACGGUGCUGAAGAUGAAGACAUUCGGGACAGUGGGGGACCUAAGCCUGUGAUGGUGUAUAUUCAUGGAGGGUCCUACAUGGAAGGCACUGGAAAUUUAUAUGAUGGCAGUGUUCUAGCAAGUUAUGGGAAUGUGAUAGUCAUCACAGUCAACUAUCGCCUUGGGGUACUUGGAUUUUUGAGCACUGGGGACCAAGCAGCAAAAGGAAACUAUGGCCUCCUUGAUCUAAUCCAAGCUUUGCGAUGGACUAGUGAAAAUAUUGGGUUCUUUGGUGGUGACCCAUUAAGAAUAACUGUUUUUGGAUCUGGUGCAGGCGGUUCAUGCGUCAAUCUGUUGACUUUAUCCCAUUAUUCUGAAGGUAACCGUUGGAGCAAUUCAACCAAAGGACUUUUUCAAAGAGCAAUAGCUCAAAGCGGAACAGCUCUCUCCAGCUGGGCGGUUAGUUUUCAGCCUGCAAAAUACGCCAGAAUGUUGGCUACAAAAGUUGGUUGCAACAUGUCAGACACUGUAGAAUUGGUAGAAUGUCUACAGAAGAAGCCUUAUAGAGAACUUGUCGACCAGGACAUUCAACCAGCAAGAUACCACAUAGCCUUCGGACCAGUAAUCGAUGGUGAUGUGAUACCAGAUGAUCCUCAGAUCUUGAUGGAGCAAGGAGAAUUCCUCAAUUACGACAUCAUGUUGGGAGUUAACCAAGGGGAAGGGUUAAAAUUCGUGGAAAAUAUUGUGGAUAGUGAAGAUGGCAUAUCAGCCAGUGAUUUUGACUUUGCGGUUUCUAAUUUUGUCGAUAACUUAUACGGAUACCCUGAAGGCAAAGAUAUAUUGAGGGAAACUAUUAAAUUUAUGUACACAGACUGGGCAGAUCGCCACAAUCCUGAGACCAGGAGGAAAACACUGCUGGCUUUGUUUACUGAUCACCAGUGGGUUGCACCAGCAGUGGCUACAGCAGAUCUUCACUCAAAUUUUGGAUCGCCUACAUAUUUCUAUGCCUUCUACCAUCAUUGCCAGACAGAUCAGGUACCUGCAUGGGCAGAUGCAGCCCACGGAGAUGAGGUUCCUUACGUACUAGGAAUCCCCAUGAUUGGUCCUACCGAAUUAUUCCCAUGUAAUUUCUCCAAAAACGAUGUCAUGCUAAGUGCAGUGGUGAUGACGUACUGGACUAACUUUGCAAAAACUGGUGACCCAAAUCAACCAGUGCCACAAGAUACAAAAUUCAUCCAUACGAAACCAAAUCGUUUUGAAGAAGUAGCAUGGACCCGAUAUUCUCAGAAAGACCAACUGUAUCUUCACAUUGGAUUAAAACCACGAGUGAAAGAACAUUAUAGGGCCAAUAAAGUGAACCUUUGGUUGGAACUGGUACCUCAUCUGCACAAUCUUAACGACAUUUCGCAGUAUACCUCUACCACAACUAAAGUGCCAUCAACUGACAAUACUUUCAGACCAACAAGGAAAAAUUCAGUUUCUGUUACUUCAGCCUUUCCUACAGCCAAACAGGAUGAUCCCAAACAACAGCCCAGCCCCUUUUCUGUGGAUCAAAGGGACUAUUCGACGGAAUUGAGUGUUACUAUUGCAGUCGGUGCAUCUUUGCUAUUCCUGAACAUUUUGGCCUUUGCGGCAUUGUACUACAAAAAAGACAAGCGGAGACAUGAUGUCCAUAGGAGAUGUAGCCCACAACGUACUACUACCAAUGAUCUUACCCAUGCACAAGAAGAGGAGAUAAUGUCCCUCCAAAUGAAGCACACUGACUUGGAUCAUGAAUGUGAGUCCAUUCAUCCACAUGAGGUGGUUCUUAGGACCGCCUGUCCCCCAGACUACACGCUAGCUAUGAGAAGGUCUCCUGAUGACAUUCCCUUAAUGACACCCAACACCAUCACAAUGAUCCCCAACACUAUACCAGGGAUUCAACCCCUACACACAUUCAAUACGUUUACCGGAGGACAGAACAAUACUCUGCCCCAUCCUCAUCCCCACCCCCAUUCACACUCAACAACCAGGGUAUAG
Molecule: messenger RNA, 2592 nt
Organism: Colius striatus (speckled mousebird)
Lineage: Eukaryota; Metazoa; Chordata; Aves; Coliiformes; Coliidae
Gene: NLGN1
Product: neuroligin 1
Exons: 7
Coding region: 1-2592 (863 amino acids)
Biological process (GO): presynaptic membrane assembly; postsynaptic membrane assembly; modulation of chemical synaptic transmission
Cellular component (GO): synapse; cell surface; postsynaptic specialization membrane
Molecular function (GO): neurexin family protein binding; signaling receptor activity
Source: RefSeq, a predicted model, not a curated record